Messenger RNA from Hippopotamus amphibius kiboko, 174 nucleotides. Its product is annotated as keratin-associated protein 23-1. Lineage: Eukaryota; Metazoa; Chordata; Mammalia; Artiodactyla; Hippopotamidae. The record is from RefSeq and is a predicted model, not a curated record.
AUGCCCUACAACUGCUGCUCUGGCAACUUCUCCUGCUCCCUUGGAGGCUACCAGUGCUACCCAGGCUUCUCCUGUGGCUCUUCCUACCCCAGCAACCUGGUCUACAGCACUGAUCUGCUCUCCCAACACCUGGCAUGUUGGCUCCUCUUUCUACAGUCAGGAGGCUUGCUGUAA